CAAUCGACCCCGAACGCGGCCUCCAACAUGAACACCACGAACAACCCGAACAGCACGACGACGACGUCGACGAACAACCCCACCACCAGCACCAGCACCGCCAACCCGAACACCACAGCAACCACCACAGCACCCGCCGCCUCCACGACCCCGGCGCCCGCCAACCAACCGACGCAGAUCCCGUCGACCUCGCUCAAAGACAGCGGCAAGUCGCGGCGGCCGCGCGAUGUGCGGCUCAUCCACAUGCUGCUCGCCAGCCUGGGCGUGACGGCGUACCAGGAGCGGGUGCCGCUGCAGCUCCUCGACUUCGCGUACCGGUACACGUCGAGCGUGCUGCAGGACGCGGUGCACCUGGCGACGGAGGGGUACGCGGGCGCGACGACGGACACGGGCGCCGCGGCGCGCGGCCCGCCCGAGGUCAACAGCGUCAGCCUGCCGGCGCUGCGGCUCAGCAUCGCCUCCCGCCUGCACUACCAGUUCCAGUCCGGCCUGCCCAAGGAGUUCCUCAUGGAUGUCGCCGCCGAGCGCAACCGCGUCGCGCUGCCCGGCGCCAGCCGCGGCUUCGACCAGCAGGGCAACUCCAAGGUGGUCGCCGGCAGCCAGGGCAGCGUGCUGAUGGGCGGGCUGCGGCUGCCGCCCGAGCGGUUCUGCCUGACGGGCAACGGGUGGAAUCUGCGC
This is a messenger RNA of Aspergillus japonicus CBS 114.51, 678 nucleotides long. Its product is annotated as putative transcription initiation factor TFIID, 31kD subunit. Gene Ontology annotation, molecular function: RNA polymerase II general transcription initiation factor activity; transcription coactivator activity; protein heterodimerization activity. Gene Ontology annotation, cellular component: SAGA complex; transcription factor TFIID complex. The transcript has a single exon. The annotation marks the transcript as partial. The record is from RefSeq and is a predicted model, not a curated record. Gene Ontology annotation, biological process: RNA polymerase II preinitiation complex assembly; DNA-templated transcription initiation. Lineage: Eukaryota; Fungi; Ascomycota; Eurotiomycetes; Eurotiales; Aspergillaceae.